This is a messenger RNA of Fusarium sp. VM40, 2001 nucleotides long. The record is from the annotation of a GenBank genome assembly. NCBI's taxonomy places the organism in Eukaryota, Fungi, Ascomycota, Sordariomycetes, Hypocreales, Nectriaceae.
AUGGUAGCAGUUCGCUCUCUCCUACUGCUUUCUGCUGUUGCAGGCAUCGUGGCGGCCGGGCCAUGCAAGCCCUCAAGCCGAACAACCCGUACUGCAUUGGCUACGGAAACCACCGUAUCGCAACAAACCACCGAGACCAGCACUCUAGGAGAAUCUUCUACCGCGACCUCAUCUGCCUCGACCACCGGAGCUGUGACAGAGAUCUUGACAAGUCUCGCCACGGCAAGCCUAUCAGACUCUACGACCGAGAUCGAGAAAGAGUCUACCAGUGAUGUCAGCAUUGACUCGACCACUGGAAUAGCCCUUACUACCGACGCUACAACGAGCGAUAUCGCAGAGACCUCAGCAGCUUCAGCCACUGAAUCUCUAGCCACCGAGAGUCGGCCCGAGACCUUGUCUGUCUCAACCACUGGAACCUUGACAGAGGCUCUGACAAGUUCCGCGACGAUAAGCUCAACAGACUCUACAACCGAGACCGAGAUAGAGUCUCCCAGUGACAUCAGCACAGGCUCGGUCACUGAAACAGCAAUGGAUUCGACUGCCGGCGCUACAACGAGCACUGUCGCAGAUUUUUCGACGGAUUCCACCACCAAGACUCUGGCCACAGAGACUACUACCGGCUCAACCACUGAAAUAACGACUGGUUUCAGUACGGAAGCCACAACAAGCAUCAUCACAGAAGCCUCAGUAGCUUCUACUACUGAAACCCCAUCUGCAGAAACUACUGUUGGCUCAUCGGCUACUGGAAUAACGACAGAUUUCAGUACGGAAGCCCCAACAAGCACCAUUGUAGCAACAUCGAUAGCGUCCACCACUGAAUCUGUAGCCAUAGAGACUACUACUGGCUCAACCACCGGAAUAGAGACAGAUUUCAGCACAGACGCCUCGACAAGCCUCAUGACAGAAACCUCACUAGCUUCCACCUCCGAAAGUCUAGCCACAGAGACUACUAUAGGCUCGACCACUGGAACAGCGAUAGAUCCCACUACCGAUACUAUGCCGACUACUGUCGCAGAAACAUUGAUACCGUCUACAACUGAAGCUCUAGACACAGAGACUACUACAGACUCCACCAGUGGAACUGCGAUAGAUCCCACCACGGGUGAUACGUCAACUACUGUCUUAGAGACUCCGAUAGCUUCUACAACUGAAACUUCGGCCACAGAGAUCACUUCGGCCACAGAGAUCACUUCGGCCACAGAGAUCACUUCGGCCACAGAGAUCACUUCGGCCACAGAGAUCACUUCGGCCACAGAGAUCACUUCGGCCACAGAGACCACAGAGACCACAGAGACCACAGAGACCACUUCGGCUACAGAGAUCACUUCGGCUACAGAGAUCACUUCGGCUACAGAGACCACAGAGACCACAGAGACCACUUCGGCUACAGAGAUCACUUCGGCUACAGAGAUCACUUCGGCUACAGAGAUCACUUCGGCUACAGAGACCACUUCGGCCACAGAGAUCACUUCGGCCACAGAGACCACUUCGGCCACAGAGAUCACUUCGGCCACAGAGAUCACUUUAGGCUCUACCACUGAAAAGCUAGUGGUCUCCACAACUGAGAUUUCAACGGAUAGUACUAUACAAACGUCAGCAACUGAGACCGCGUAUAGCUCAGCCACCGAAUCUUCAGCCGACACCACCAUCAAUACCAUCACAACUACCUUCAUGACGUUACUUAGCUCAACAGAAACCACCAGCCAGGCGUCGACAACAACCUCAGCAGCUGAAGUGGUUAUUGCAUGCCCGGCGAACCCAUCGCAGUGCCUCGGCACCAUGGAGAUCGAAUGUGAUAACAUUAUCUUUGGACUUAACAAAGACAGUGAAACGACUCUCGACGACUGUGCCCACAAGUGUAACCGGCAAGCAAACUGUGUCCAGUUCGCCCAUAAUGAGGGCACCAAGAACUGCUACCUCUCUUAUGACGCUAGUGAAAAUGGAGGCAGUGCAUGGUUUCCGGGCUGGACUAGUGGUAUUAAGGGAACAUGUGAGCAGUGA